UCUGGUCAGAAUGUAAAUUGGCAAUGAUAGGAGGCCGAAAAAGUAAACAAAUGAACAGAAAAUGCAGACGAAACGAUAACCCCCCUCCUUUCAUAUGAAAAGCUUCUCUCUCUUUCCACCGGACGCCGCUCGUCAUCAACACCAACUACCAAGUUCAGUUAAAUCAUAUUUGAGUGCGAGAGGAGCAAUUAAAGGAGAGCAAUGAUGCUCUGUUUUUCUAGUCCUUCACCUCCAAGCUCUCACCUUUUAUUGACUGAAUUUUCUCACUCUUUUAAGAGUUCCCAGCUUCCUCUUCCGUGUAAGCAGCAGAAAAGACAGCCCGAUGGGUCUCCAAGAGCUUCUAGAGUUGUCGGUUACUAUGGAUUGAAAAACCCUCCCUAUAAACUUGAUGCUUUGGAGCCUUAUAUGAGUCAGAGAACAUUGGAAGUUCACUGGGGAGGCCAUCAUCGAAACUAUGUGGAAGGUCUGAACAAACAGCUGGAGAAGAGUGACGUACUAUAUGGCUACACUUUCGAUGAACUUGUCAAAGCAACUUAUAAUAAUGGGAAUCCUUUGCCUGAAUUUAACAACGCUGCUCAGGUGUGGAAUCAUGACUUCUUUUGGGAGUCCAUGCAACCGGGAGGAGGAGAGAUGCCCCAACUGGGUGUCCUUCAGCAGAUAGAAAAGGAUUUUGGUUCCUUUUCAAACUUCAGAGAGAAGUUUACAGAAGCAGCACUUACGCUAUUUGGCUCUGGCUGGGUUUGGCUUGUUUUAAAGAGAGAAGAGAGACGACUUCAGAUAAUUAAAACUUCGAAUGCCAUUUGCCCAAUUGUUUGGGAUGACAUACCAAUAAUCAGUUUGGAUCUUUGGGAGCAUGCUUAUUAUCUGGAUUUCAAGAAUGACAGGGGAAAGUACGUGGAUACGUUUAUGAAUCAUCUUGUGUCUUGGAAUGCGGCAAUGGCACGCAUGGCUCGAGCUGAGGCCUUUGUGAAUUUAAACGAACCUAACAUCCCUGUGGCUUAAAAGGCUUGUAACACCUGCAGGAUAUUGCGGCUAACUGUUAUCAAGAGGCUUCCCAAUGAGUUUAUGGGAGUCUAGCGAGGGUUGAGCUGGAUUCGGAUCAUUUUUCCAUAAAAAGAUGUAAUGCCGGUUUUGUGCCAUUGGUGUCACAUCUACAAUGGUCUUGGUAUGAGAGAUGCAACCACCUUAGAGAGUAACACUGAUUAGAUAAAGCAUAUGACCACGGUUAUGGUGCCUUGUACGCCUGGUUUUUAUUCUCUAUUUACUCAUCAGUUUAAGCAGCCAGAAGAGAUGGCCUGACUCAUGGUUCAUGAGGCGAUUGCUAAACCAAUGUUAGGGACACGAGAUGAUGAGGUUGGAUGGCUAAACUUGUUUUACUGUAUCACAUUAGUUACAUGAAGGUGAAGCACAUCAAAAAUCAAUCGUAUGUCAUAUAAAGUCUUAAAAAACGAGGACCAUGUCGUUAUCUGGGGCCUCCACAUUUGUUAUGGUAUGCAGGAAACUUUUACGGUCAGUUUCGAGAAUAGUAGUGUGGAUUUGUAUCUGAGCAUUUUUAUUUUUA
Malus domestica (apple) is the source of this 1561-nucleotide messenger RNA. Its product is annotated as superoxide dismutase [Fe] 3, chloroplastic-like. The record is from RefSeq and is a predicted model, not a curated record. Gene Ontology annotation, molecular function: superoxide dismutase activity; metal ion binding. Gene Ontology annotation, cellular component: chloroplast nucleoid. Gene Ontology annotation, biological process: superoxide metabolic process. Lineage: Eukaryota; Viridiplantae; Streptophyta; Magnoliopsida; Rosales; Rosaceae.